Onychomys torridus (southern grasshopper mouse) is the source of this 4749-nucleotide messenger RNA. RefSeq names its product KIAA1958 ortholog. The transcript has 3 exons. The record is from RefSeq and is a predicted model, not a curated record. Lineage: Eukaryota; Metazoa; Chordata; Mammalia; Rodentia; Cricetidae. The coding region runs from base 299 to 2503 and encodes 734 amino acids.
GCUCCAAGCCGGGCGCGCGGAGCCCCGGGCGCACGGAGCGGCGCGCGCCGGUGGCCGAGCCAGGCUGGCGCCCGCGCCCCCACCGCACCGCCGCCGUCACCCGCCGCGCAGCCCGCGGGGCGCCCUUCCCGCUCCACUGGCUCCGGCGCCUGGGCCUCCGGCCGCGGUGCUGCCGCCCUCCGCCCCGCCGUCCCGCCCCGUCCAGCCCGGGCCGCCCGGCUCCCGCAGGCCCCAGCGCCCGCGUUCCUAUGGACAGACGCACAGACACCUGCAGGAAAGACACUGCUGAUCCUGUAACAUGGAGGAUUGCCUUCACACCUCAUCUGAGAACCUGUCCAAAUUGGUCAGCUGGGCCCACAGCCAUGGGACUAUUUGCAGCCUCAUCCCAAACCUGAAACACUUGCUGUCUGAAGGUUCCCAUGGGAACCUGACUGCAAUGUGGGGCUGCAGUGCUGGUCACGCUUACCACUGGCCACUAACAGCUACUUGCAGAGCUGGGUCCCAAGAGAGGGUUUGUUUCCAGGACAACCGAAGUUUUAAUUCUGAUAGUCCCAGUAUAAUCGGGGUGCCUUCCGAGACACAGACUAGCCCUGUGGAGAGGUACCCCGGGAGACCUGUGAAGGCAAAGCUGGACUGUAACCGGACCAGAGACUCUUGUGACUUCUCCUACUGCAGUGAGCCCUCUGAGCUGGACGAAGCUGUCGAGGAGUACGAAGAUGAAAACACACUGUUUGACAUGGUUUGUGAGUCUUCUGUUACAGAUGAGGACAGUGACUUUGAACCCCAAACCCAGAGGCCGCAAAGCAUUGCUCGCAAAAGGCCAGGAAUAGUCCCAUCUUCUAUCCAUUCAAGUUCCCAGGGACAGAUGGUUGAUGAGUGUAGUAAUGAUGUCAUCGUCAAGAAAAUCAAGCAAGAGAUUCCAGAAGAUUAUUACAUUGUGGCAAAUGCAGAGCUGACUGGAGGAGUGGAUGGACCAGCCCUUUCAUUGACACAGAUGGCAAAGCCCAAGCUUCAAACUCAUGCUGGUCCCUCCUGUGUAGGGUCUGCUAAACUGAUUCCCCAUGUCACAUCUGCCAUCGGUGCGGAGCUAGACCCACACAUUAUGUCAGCAUCCCCCUCCGUGAUCUCCAGACCAAUCAUCCCAAAGACUGCUAGGGUAUCUCUGGCUUCACCAAACAGAGGACCCCCUAGCACUGCCCAUCAGGUGAGCAUGCAGAUGCCUGUGAGCACAUCACAUCCUAACAAACAGAUCAGUAUCCCUUUGUCUGCCCUUCAGCUGCCUGGACAGGAUGAGCAAGUUGCUUCUGAGGAGUUCCUGCCCCAUUUGCCUAGCCAGGUCUCAUCGUGUGAGGUAGCCCUUUCUCCCUCGGUUACCACAGAGCCUGAAGUGAGCUCCAGUCAACAGCAGCUCCCUGUUGCUCCAACCAUAACCACUGAGGCCACUGCACAGUGCAUUCCAGACCAGGAUGAAAGAGCAGCUGAGCUCAGCAGGGAGCAGAAUGAGAAAACCAUCCGGAGCACGCAGACCGCGCUCCGCAAUUUCCGGGAGUUCCUCAUCUCCAAGUACCCUUCGGAAACCAGAGAGAUCUAUGUCAUCCCUUGCAAGGAGCUAGAUGCCUACCUUGCCUCCUUCUUCGUGGAUGCCAGGCAGAAGGAUGGGUCUGAGUACGAACCCAACAGCUUGGCAAAUUACCAGUGUGGGCUGGAACGGUACCUGAAAGAGCACCGGUAUGGCUACAGCAUCACCAGGGAUAAGGAGUUUAAGCGUUCCCAGGAGGCCCUGAAACAGAAGCAGAUUGAGCUCCGCUGCAAAGGAAAAGGAAACAAGCCACACAAGUCCAUGAAGCUCACCUUUGCCGACGAGCUCAUACUGCGGAAGAGAGGACUGCUGAGCCGGUACAACCCUGAAGGUCUGCUCAACCUUGUCUGGCUUAACAAUACAAAAGCUUUUGGCCACUGCACAGGCUUCCAUGGAUCUACCUUGAAAUGGGGCGACAUCCGGCUCCGGGUCACAGAAACCGGGCUCGAAUAUUUGGAAUGGAUGGGUCAGGACACUGGUGAUCUGAAUGCCAAAACCAAGAGAGGAGGGACAGACUCACGAGUUUAUGCCACCCAGCAUGCCCCACAGACUUGCCCGGUGCAGGACUAUAAAGAAUAUGCCCAGCGGAGGCCUCCUGCCAUGCGCUAUGAGGAUGCCCCCUUCUACUUGUCCAUCAAGCCAGUUGUGAACUUGGCGGCUCUGCAUUGGUACAAUUGCCAGGCCCUUGGCAAGAACAAGCUAGCCAAGAUGGUGAAAACCAUGUGCGAGAAGGGCAACAUCCCGGGCAGGAAAACCAACUUCAGCGUCUACCAGAGCUGUAGCACCUUGUCUGAGGCCCAGAGCAACCAGCUGGUUCUCAUCUGCAACAACCUGAGCCAGCAGGCUGCCCAGUCAGUGGCAGGCCGCUCCAACAGCGGGAAUUUCAUUGUCUCCUCUUACGACUCUUCCUCAGACACAGCUUGACCAGGUGGCUUGCUCAAGACCUCACUUUGGUUUCUGUGUCCCAAGAAACUAUCACUGUAUACUGCAUUUCGUCGCCUUUCACCUCCCCUCAGUGUUAACUUUAUAAAAUGCAAAUCUCUAUUUUUCUUUUUACAGAUAAGCCAAUGGCAAUAGUUUAGUAUCACUAACACAGUAUUUAUAGGCUUGAGACAAAUAGGUGUGCUUGUGGGUGAUUCCAUGUAAUUGCUGUUACAGACUUGGCAAAACCAUAGUGGUUCUCAGGCAAUGGUAGAGAAAGAAUUCCGUUUUGAAAAAACCGUCAGAAAGGAAACUGAGUCAUUCAAGACACCAUGUCCCCGCUCCUCCUGGCCUCCUCACGCCCCGCUUUUAAUCUUCUUCACAGAUGGAUUUAUUUUUUUAAUUUUUAAAAAUUCUAUAUGCAUCUGGAGGAGACAACUUUACUGUUCAUGCAGGAUGUUGCUGAGCCAGAGCAGAUCAUGAAGGGGGUAUCAUAAGCUCAGCGUCAAGUUAUUUACAUAUAUUUUUAGUGUAGAGUUUUAAGCUCCUGGACCUCACUUUUCACCAUAUAUGGAGAUCCCAAUGUUUAACAAACUUUUCUUGGGGGGGGGGGGCACGGCGUGUAGAAGGAAGAAUAGAGGUGCCAUUCUUUUUUGGAAGACGCCUCAUUUCUAAAUAAUAUGCAAGUUCUGAUAGCGUGAGGGGUGGGGAGACUUAUGUUACACAGCUCAUUUUUAGUGGUGUGAUUGGACCUGUGGAGGAUGCUCUUUUUCCCCAAGUCAGUGUAAAUGAGUUUGAUCAUCAGAUUUACAAGAAGUUUCAAACUUUCAAGAACUUUGAAAAUAUUUCCAAGUGUUAGAUUGUCCAUCAAGAAUGAAGGAGAAGGUAGAAAAUGGAGGCCCCACUAAAAAUCUGGACACCUUGGUGGACACAGCAAGCUGCAGGAUCCUGUUACUAUGUCUAAGCAUUAAAUCCAGCUCUUUUCCCUAGGCAAUCACUUGACUCUGUGCUUAAGAUCAAAGGAGCAUUGACACUCAUGUUAAAUCACAAUAUUUAGUUACCAGGCUUAGCAGAAGUCAAAGCAUUCUUGAGUUUCUUCUAAGUAAAUAGAAAUGCAUCUAUCUGUGGUAAUCUGUAGUUGAAAUAAUUUUGGUUAAACAUUUGUGGUGGUUUUUCUAGUCUUUGUUUUCAAGUCUUGAAGAUUGUAGUGAAUUAUUAAUUAAAACACUUCAAAAAUCAAAUAAAUUUAGUCAUUAGAGCCACAGUAAGACUGAACUGGGUUCCUUCCCAUUCUAUGCAAUCAGUAAUAUAGAAGGGCUCUGAAAACCAGCAUUGGUUUGUCACAGUUGAGCACCCUGUUGGGGAGCUGUUUAUUCUUCAGAUCAACCUUAUCACUCACAUUAGCUUGGAAGAUAGGUGGUACUUUAUUAUCUUCUGAUAUGAAAAGAGAAAUAUUUUCAUUUGCUUUACUAAAUUGUCACAGAGCCGAGCUUUCCCAUGGCUAAGUGGCUCUUCACAUCAAUAUGUAAUAAGCACACAGGGCCUUUCUUCUAGGCUGUGGUCUUUAGUGCAGAAGUGGCAGGUCUGCCUGGGGCCUUGGUGGGUAGAAGUAACUUUAUGAGCUUGUCCUUCUGAGAGAAGCAUCAUUAAGAAAAGGUAUAUAUUUCUAUACAAGUAUUGUCUAAAUCCUUUGAGCAACCUAGAGAGGAAGCAAAUUAUUCUCAUUUUAUGGUGAAAUCUUAAGUCAGAUGAGGAAGGAGUCUGUCUUCUCACCCCAGUCUUUUCCUGUUCAUCUACGAGCUGGUUGUUGGUUUGGGUGGUUUGAGCCAGAAAUGAGAACAGUGUCUUUCCUUGCUGAAGGCUGUCUGGCUUCAGGAAUGCUGGGUGGUAUUUCAUGAUUGCACACGAUCCUCCAACCCGCCUCCCAUCGCCCCACUUACACACAGCUGCUUUCUCCCAGUUCCUCUGCAGACCCUCCCCACUCUUGGAGUCAGAUAAGCCCGCUGUAAGGGAACAUUUUGAAAGGCUGUUUUAUGUGGCAUACUUGUCAUUUUUUAUCGUCAUAGUUAUUAAAUCCUCGAUCAUGUUGGCAGCAGAGUUGGUUUUGAGGAAGGAAGCCUGUCACUGUGCACUCAACUAAGGAUGGAGCUAGGCAGUUCUGAGUCCCUGCUGGGGUUGUUGAGUCCUGAAGGGAGCAUCUGCCCUGCCUAAUCUCAAGUGCUACAUUUGCAUCAAGACAACUACAUCAA